AUGCUGCAGGCGCCCUGGAGCAAGAACGCCACGCUGCGCGGGCAAGCAGGCGCCGCCACGACGCCGCGGACGCACGGGCUGCUUCCCGCCGCCACGGAGCCUGCUGCGGCCGGAGCUCCUCCCGGCAGUCCCGGCGGCGCGCACAUGGUGGCAGCGAGCAGCCUGCUGUCGCUGCUGGUGGUGUGGACCCUCCUGGGGAACGUGCUGGUGUGCGCCGCCAUAGUGGGCUCGCGGCACCUGCGCGCUAAGGUCACGCACAUCUUCAUAGUCUCCUUAGCCGUCUCGGAUCUGCUGGUGGCGCUGCUGGUCAUGCCCUGGAAGGCGGCGGCCGAGGUGGCGGGCUACUGGCCCUUCGGCGCCUUCUGCAGCGUCUGGGUGGCCUUCGACAUCAUGUUCUAUGCCUCCAUCCUCAACCUGUGCGUCGACAGGUACUGGGCCAUCUCCAGUCCCUUCAGGUACGAGAGGAAGAUGACCCCCCGCGUGGCUCUGGCCAUGGUCGGCCUGGCCUGGGCGCUCUCCAUCCUCAUCUCCUUCCUCCCCGUCCAGCUCAACUGGCACAAAGGCCACGACCCGCGCACCCCUGCCGGCGCCGCCCCCUGGACCGCCAGCCCGGACCCGGAGAGCGUCUCCUCGUGGGCCGAUGGCUUGGGCAGCAGCAACAGCACGGCGGCGCCGUCGGAGCAGUGCGACUCCAGUCUGAACCGGACCUACGCCAUCUCCUCCUCGCUGAUCAGCUUCUACAUUCCCGUGGCCAUCAUGAUCGUCACCUACACGCGGAUCUACCGGAUUGCUCAGGUGCAGAUCCGUCGGAUCUCGUCGCUGGAGAGGGCGGCCGAGCACGCCGAGAGUUGCCGCAGCGCCUGGCGCCUGGACUGCGCGCACCCUCUGCACCACCAUCAGCACCACUCGGGCCUCAAGUCGUCGCUGCGCAAGGAAACCAAGGUCCUCAAGACGCUCUCGGUCAUCAUGGGGGUUUUCGUCUGCUGCUGGCUGCCUUUCUUCGUCCUCAACUGCAUGGUGCCCUUCUGCGACAGGCCCCCCGGUGACCCCGGCGCCGGCCUGCCCUGCGUCAGCGACACCACCUUCGACGUCUUCGUCUGGUUCGGCUGGGCCAACUCCUCCCUCAACCCCAUCAUCUACGCCUUCAACGCCGACUUCAGGAAGGUCUUCUCCCGCCUCCUGGGCUGCAGCCGGCCGUGCUCGGGCUCCCCGGUGGAGACGGCCAACCUCAGCCACGAGCUCAUCUCUUGCAACCAAGACACUUUCUUCUUCCGCAGGGAAGGCGACACCGACGCCAACAGGAUCCCCAACGUGGGGGGCGGCGGCUGGGGAGGCCCUUUCGACGGCGCGUCCCAGAUCUCUCCCGACCAAGAGGGCGCCACCGAGUUUGGCGACUGCGAGGGGGACAUUUCGCUGGGCAGAAUUUCCCCCCUCACCCCCACUUGUCUACUUUAG
Messenger RNA from Zootoca vivipara (common lizard), 1455 nucleotides. RefSeq names its product dopamine receptor D5 (gene DRD5). NCBI's taxonomy places the organism in Eukaryota, Metazoa, Chordata, Lepidosauria, Squamata, Lacertidae. Gene Ontology annotation, molecular function: dopamine neurotransmitter receptor activity, coupled via Gs; G protein-coupled receptor activity. Gene Ontology annotation, biological process: positive regulation of MAPK cascade; G protein-coupled dopamine receptor signaling pathway; adenylate cyclase-activating adrenergic receptor signaling pathway. The record is from RefSeq and is a predicted model, not a curated record. Gene Ontology annotation, cellular component: plasma membrane.